This is a messenger RNA of Paramecium sonneborni, 3609 nucleotides long. The record is from the annotation of a GenBank genome assembly. Lineage: Eukaryota; Ciliophora; Oligohymenophorea; Peniculida; Parameciidae.
AUGAAGCAGUAAAUAAAUUAACUUGCAGAUAAGCUAUAAAUUUCAACCUCUGAUUCUAUUCUCAUAAUAUGGAAAGUGUUCAUUAACUUUUGCUCAUUUGUCAUAUAUAUAGAAAUUUCAUUAGAAUUAUUUAAUGUAGAAGAAUUUUAAAAAGAUAACAGAGGAGACUUAUUUUUUGUUUGGAGGAUUAUUAUCUUAGUACAUAUUCAAUAUAUUUAAGUCCUUAUUAAUUAUAGAUAUGAUUAUUUCAUUGUUUAUAGAAUAUAUUAGUAACAAUGGCAUCAUCAUCUAGAAGCCUUAUAAGAAAGUUAAAUACUAUUUUAGACACUAUUUUAUAUUUGAUUUAAUUGUGUUAGUUUAUCUAUUUGUUUCAACAUUUUAACCUUUACCAUUUUGGGUAGGAUUUCUAGUAUUUUUUAGAAUUCCAUCCAAUCUUUAUUCUGAUAAGAUAACUGAGGAAUAUCUAAUUCAAUAUUAGUUUUUAUUAUUGGUGUAUCGAAUUUUGAAGUUGCUAAUUACAUUGCUAUACAUAUUUGAUAUUUUUGCUUGUUCAUUUUAUGCAAUGGGUUUAUACUCAAUAUCAAUAGAUGAACCAACUUGGUUAGAGUAUUCAAAUAGUGUAAUUGGUGAUAUUGAUCUGAUGCAUCAUUUAACAUAAUAUAUAAUUAGCUAUUUUUGGGCAGUUGAAACUCUAGUAUCAAUGGGUUAUGGUGAAAUAACUCCUAUGAAUUAAUAUGAAAUUAUAAUAGGAGAUUUAGCAUUAGUAGGAUGUAUGUUUGUUUGUUUGUAUGUCAUAUCAACCAUCCUUUCUUUUUAAUCAGAUAAUUCAUCAUCGCUAGAUGAAAGUAUGCUCUCAAUUAAAUAAUUUAUGAUAGUAAAGAAAAUUUCUAAAAAACUUUAUAAUGAAGUCUCAAUAUUUUUAUCCUAAUUUAGAAUAGAGCAAUCAAAAAGGGAUAUUGAAGAAGAACAGGUAGUCAUUUCAAGAUUACCAAAUUAAUUAAAAUCUAAACUAUAUUACGAAGCUAGUCUUAAAAUUAUAAAAAGAAUAUUGUGGAUUUAUCAUAAUUUCUCUCUUGAUUUCAUUGAAGAUUUAUCUAGUCUUGUUCGUGAAGUUUAUCUAAAUGCUAAUACUCCUAUUUAAGUAAUUGAAGAUGAUGAUGACCCUAAAAUAUUUAUCAUUAAUAAAGGUAAGGUUGCAGUUCUUUUUAAUGGAAUUGAAAUUAGUUCACUUUCAAGAGGUAGUAAUUUCGGCAAUUAUUCUUUCUUUAAAUAAGAAAAAGAAUAAUUUAUCUCCUAUAAAACUAAAUCUAUCGUAAUUUUAUAAUUUAUCAAAUUAACAGACUUUUUAAAGGCAAUAUCUAAUCAUAUUGAAGAUCAUGAAAAAUUCCAUUUUAUUUAAGAUAAAGUGAUUUUUGAACAACAAUAUUCAUUCAUACAAUACGGAUGCUUUAUUUGUACUUCUUCUAAUCAUUUAACUGAGAAUUGCUAAAUUAUCAGUAUUAAAGAUUAAGUUUAUGAAGAAUUUUACAACAAUCCUACUGGAAUUGGUAAACAAAAUAGAAAACUAUUUUUUCGAAGAAACUAAAAGCAUCAUAAAUGGAUUAAAUAGAAGAAUAUUCAUGAAAUUCCACAUUAACCCCCCAUUUCAUUUGAAAUUGAUAAAAGAUUCUAUAGUAAAUUAUUAUUUAAUUGGUAACCUUUCUCAGUUUAUAAACAGUAAAGAAUGAAUAUUUUUUUAAAAGACUUAAUAAAUGAAAGUUUAUAAUAAGAUGAUAUCAUAAUCAUGAAAAAUAAUCAAUAUAAUAGAAAGAAAAAGUCAAGUGUAUUUUCUUCUUCAAAUUAAUAUUUAUUUUAUUGGUAAUUAUUUAUGAUGCUAAUAAAUGCCUUAUUUUUCAUAGCAAUACCUUAAAUAAUAUUUUUUUGGAAUUACUACUAACAGUUUAGUGAUGAAAUAAGCUUCAAAAUAAUUAGAAUAAUAAUAAUUGUAUAAUAUGUUAUAUAUUUAUUAGAUUUUGUUCAUUAGUGAUUUUAUUGUUUAAUUAAAUACAAAUUAUUAUCAUGAAGGCAUUUUAGUUAAAAAUAGAUUCAAAAUAGCAAAAAAUUAUCUGAAAAACGAUUUAGUUUUUGAUUUAAUACCUAUACUAGUUUUGUUUUAUAUUAGUAUAUCGGAUAAAUAUGUAAUUGUUUAUCUACUCUGUUUGGUGAAGCUUAUACCAUUCUAUAGAUUUUAAGUUUACUUAUCUGAUAAAUUAAAAAUAAUGCCAUAAUUGAGAUAGUUCUACAUGAUAUGUGGAAUGCUAAUAGAAAUUCUUUAUAUAAAUCAUUUCUAUGGGUGUAUGUUUUAUGGGGGAAGUGUAUAUAUGUACACUUACCAUCCGAAUUCUAAAGUUUGGGUGAAUGAUCCCACAAUGAAUUUUGGAGUUGUAAUAACUAGAAACACUCCUUCAAAGUAUAUAUUAUAUAAAUAUAAGAUAUUUAUAUUCUACUUAUUGGGCCCUUGAUGCAAUAACAAGAAUUGGUUAUGGUGACAUCUUACCAUUAAAUGAUUUAGAAUUCAUCAUAACCGAUUUAACAGUUAUAACUGCUGUAGCAAUUGUAGCUGUAAAUAUUUCAUUAAUUGAAAAUAUGAGAAAGAACUCUAAAUUGUAAAAUUAUUUUGUGGAUAAUUUGUGGAUUCAAUAAUAUCUUAGAAAGAAAAAUUGUUCUAAAGAUUUAAAGUUUUAGAUCUCUAACUACUUACGUUAUUACCAUCGUAUUGGAUAAGAUAGAAAUAUAGAAAUAGAAUAAAAGUCUCUAAAGUUGCUCCCAAGUAAUUUAAAGUAGCAAUUAAUGUAUGAAGCUUAUGGGAUAAUACUCAAUAAAUAAAUUUGGUUAAGGGACAAUGAUAUUACAUUUGAAUUGUCUAACAAAGUGAAAGAAAUCUAUCUUGGAGAUUAGGAAAAUAUCUUCUUAGAUAAUAUUCCUGAUUAAGGAUAGGCAUUAUAUUAUUUAGAAAGAGGCUAUGUUGAACUUUUCAUCAAUACUCAGUACUCCAAAAGAAAAGAUGUUAUUAUUGCAUUUUUAAAAAGGGACACUUUCUUUGGUCAUUACUCGUUUAUUACAGGAUUACCAAGAAAAUGUACACUUAUUAUAUCUAUUUAUUAGGUUCGGCUCGAACAAUGUAAUUUGCAUCUUUAAUUUACAUUUAAAGAAAGGAUUUUCAUGAUGUUUUGGAAAUGAAUAAGAAUUUCCAUCAUUAAUUCUAAGCUCUUAGAGAUAGUAUAAUUUAUGAAAAUUAAUUUCAGUUAAUUGGAUUAAGAUGCUUUACAUGUCAUGGAAAUGAUCAUUUAUGUAUAGAUUGUCCUUUAACUUCAAUUAAAUAGUAGGUUAAACUCAGAUUUUAUCAUACUAUAAGAGAAAAAAGUUAAUCGGGAAUGAAUUUAAAAAAAUUAUAUUCUUAGAAUAGUAAACAAGAGAGAAGAUUUAAAAAAAGGAAGAAAGAAUACAAAUCAAAAACACGAAGAAAUCAAAAUUUUUAGUUCUUUGUUGAUUAUAUAAUUCCGAGAUCCACAAUUAAUUAUAUAAUAGAUAAAGACUUACAUUUGAUUUGAUUUAUAAUUAUUAUAUUUA